Molecule: messenger RNA, 2086 nt
Organism: Gryllus bimaculatus (two-spotted cricket)
Lineage: Eukaryota; Metazoa; Arthropoda; Insecta; Orthoptera; Gryllidae
Source: the annotation of a GenBank genome assembly
CACGCGCGUUGCCACGACACUGGUUGUUGUUGUUGUCGUCGCCACAGGAGUCCGUCAGUGGCGGUGGAUGCUGUCAGCGGUCUGGAAGAUAAUCGUAGGUGUUGGGAAGUGCUAAAGGCGACCAAACGUGUUGCUGAUCUCGCGAUUUGAUUCACACUUUGACAGUUCAGUCGCACGACAGCCUGCCGAGAUAUACGUCCUGGCAGUGCAACGCUACCUGGUGGCGGGUGUGUUGGGAUUCGUAGGCUCAAGUGAGCGGCAGGAGAUUGUGGAUUGUGGAAAGAGUUGAUCCCGUUCGAAUCUCGCGCUGUGAAUCUCGACAGUUGAUUUCCCCGGAUAAUAUACAGCGUGCAUUGUGUUGGUUUCAUCAGCUCAUGUUAGCGGCAGAAGAUAGUAGUGUUUUUUUUCGGAAAUACAGCUAACUUGUGGAUCUCUCUCUGAGGUAAUCGCGAGUUGUCCCUCGCGGGCAGUGCACUGCGGUCCGUAUUUGUUGUUGGCGAGGCGUGUGUUUGCGUGGGAGUUACGCCGCGUGUGUCGCCGAACGCCGGCCGUCGACGGACGCGUGACUCACGUACUGGAGGCUCGGUGACGGAUUAUCCGUGUCCUCGGGGCUGUGGUCAGCGUCGGUGUUGAAGUUUGCCACUUGCGUGUUCAAGGAAGUGCGACUUUCAAUUCCGGGCCAGCGUGUGAAGUAUGGGUAGUGUUGAAAGGGAAAAGAGUGCUUGAGUGAAUUGUUGUCACAGAGUGUAAGAACUAUUUUCGUACUCCGCCGGGGUGUAUGUUGCAAAAAAAAGUAUCACUCGUUUGUGGCACGUGUUCGGACGAAUCGUCAUCACGAGUGCUCUCUUAUUUACGUAAAUAUUACAGGAAAAAUCAUCUUCGUGAGCUUCAGUGACUGUUGAAGCUUCCACUGUAAGAUUGAGUCGUAUUGGUAAUGUUCUCAAACCGUUUUUAACCGCCAGAAGUUCCUGUUCAAGUGGAUCAGAAGCAAGAAGACGCGUAAGAUUUCGGGCGUACUGCUAAACGUGUUCGAUCCGAAUCUGGGCUAGACGUGUGUUUCUAUUGAGCUGUUUUCUUUUCCUUCAACGCGGGACCGCGCUUGUUGUGUGCCGUAUAAUUCACUCGAGCCGCCUCCGCAGUCUCUCCGGCCUGCGUCCGUCAGCACUCUUUCCGCCUGACGACGCCGUCUCCGGUUGCUGACUCUGGCUCGCUCGCCCGCCCGCGCGGCUCGGUUCUCCCAGGAGAAGGCCCUGCGUUCAUCCCGCAGGGAAUAGCCGCCUUCGCCCGCCUGGCUGCCUGCCGGCUGGUGACGAAGUGACGCAACUACUGUCCGCCGUGAAUGAGCGCGGGCACGCGCUCGCUCCACGGAAGCACGUGGCCUGUGAGUCUCCGUCACGUGCGGUCUAUUUACAUACAUCCGUUGUUUCGACCCUUCUUUUCUUUUUUUUUUCCCGCGUGGUGUUCGGUCGAGUGUCGUUCACGCGCCAGACCAGGCGUACCUUGGCGGUUUGUGGAGCGUCGGCAGUGUGUCUAGUGUUAUUGGCCACGACGGAUGCGUGUUAGUGUUUACGCCCGUGAAGGUUAACCUCCGGUGAUAUAAGAAGUUUGUGUGCGCGUGUGGUUGUUUCGGCGAGUAGCGCCUGGGAAUCGUCGACUGCCGAGCGUUAGCGUGUGCGUGUGGAGAGGAAGUGAGCGUGAGCGUGCGGCAGGUCAGGCAUCGAUGAUCCGUGCCGCUCCUUAAAUGAAGAGCCGCCCUGGGGAGCGUUCCCGUGGGAGUGGGAGCGUGAGCGUGAGUGGGAGUGGCGGUCCGCAGCCGCCGGUAGCCGCCGUCGCCGCCGAGCGUGAACCCUCCUUGCACCCGAAUCCCGAGUGGUGGCGCUCGGUCACCGACUUGAUGACGUGCGGCCGGUUCUACUCGCCCGUCGCCUGGAUCUCUAACGGUAAGUGAUGGAGAAAGAUGAUAGAAAUUCCAGUAUCACUGUUUCAUGUGAGUACAGUUAUUGUGAUAUUAUGGAUGAGUUUUCGUGUGUAUGUGGUGUGAGGUAAAAUGUGUGUGCUCUUUACUACGAGUAUGAAGGACUAGUCU